Molecule: messenger RNA, 1458 nt
Organism: Melitaea cinxia (Glanville fritillary)
Lineage: Eukaryota; Metazoa; Arthropoda; Insecta; Lepidoptera; Nymphalidae
Product: homeobox protein PKNOX2-like
Exons: 11
Coding region: 355-1458 (367 amino acids)
Biological process (GO): regulation of transcription by RNA polymerase II
Molecular function (GO): RNA polymerase II cis-regulatory region sequence-specific DNA binding; DNA-binding transcription factor activity, RNA polymerase II-specific
Source: RefSeq, a predicted model, not a curated record
CGUUUUGACGAAUAUUGACAGCACGGCAGACAGACACGGACAGUGGCGCGGUCGUCGACGCAGCGUCUGCCAGACUAUUUUUAUUUUGAUUGUGAUCAUAUAACGAAUUGUCUUAAAUUAUUUAUAGAUUAUAAACGUUCGAUUGUGAUUAGUUCAGUAUCGAAAAACUUAUCGUGAUAAGUGAUAUACUGAUUUCGGUUCCGAUAUUUGGUGCUAACCUCUUUCUUUUUUUACUUGUGUUUUUGAGAACUGCAAGACGUGAUCGAUAUGUGCAAGAUGUAUUACAGAUGACUCUGCAUCACAUUUGACAUUGCGUUUAUUAUCUGAUGCGGUGGCGGUGGUGAUAUUGGCGGGAUGCAGGGCGGCGGCGCGCCCGCCACUGACGUCGAUCAGGCGCAGUUCGAGGCGGAUAAGCGCGCUGUGUACAAACAUCCCCUGUUUCCACUCCUGGCUCUUUUGCUUGAGAGAUGCGAGCAGGCAACUGCAGGGGCGGAGCCCCCAGCGGCCGACGCCUUCGGUGCCGACCUCCAGGCCUUCGUGCAACACCAGAGGAGGGACAGGAGACCUUUCCUCGUCGACGACCCGGAGAUCGAUGGUCUGAUGAUUAAGAGCAUUCAGGUUCUAAGGAUUCAUCUUCUAGAACUAGAAAAAGUCCAAGAGCUGUGUAGAGAUUUCUGCGGGAGAUACAUAGCGUGCUUGAAGACUAAAAUGCAGAGUGAGAAUUUACUUCGAACGGACUACAGUACUGGUGGAGUGGAGAGUAACAAUAACUUGUCCGGACCAAUGGAUGACCACUCGAGUACAUCAAACUCGCCGCAGUAUCAGUCGCCCGGCCCGCCGCCCGCCGCGCCCGCCUUCCCGCCCUUCCCCGUCGCCGACCUGCCCUACGCGCACCGGGAGCCCCCCGGUCUCGUGGUCCAAGGUUCGACUCCCAUCGGUCAAAUCGGAGCCGGGCUAAUAUCUACGGAUUCCUUUACGGGUACGAACUCCAACUCCUGUUCAUCGGUGUCAGGCUCCCCCCCGCCCCCGGGCGGUGAUGAUGAAGAGGAGGGGGGUAAACGAGGAGUGCUGCCAAGACACGCCACGCAAGUGAUGAGAGCUUGGUUGUUCCAGCAUCUUGUGCACCCCUACCCCACGGAGGAGGAGAAACGCUCGCUGGCCGCCCAGACGCGCCUCACGCUGCUGCAGGUCAACAACUGGUUCAUCAACGCGAGACGACGCAUCCUCCAGCCCAUGUUGGACUGCCAGGAUAAGCCGGGCGGAAAGAAGAGUAAAAACGGAUCGUCAAUAAGCAAAAGAUACUGGCCCGACGCUCUCACCAAUGCACAGUUUACUGCAGGCCUACUCUCAUCAUCAGAAGACGAGGAUCAGGAAGGUGAACAGUCUGGCGAUGAACAAGAGUCGCAGAGUGAAGAGCAGAGUGAGACUUACCCACCCAUACAGCAAAGUAUGCAUUGA